UUGUCUCGAUAUUACUUCAUAAAAGAAGUGUCUAGAGAAGAAAGAGAUGCUGAUCUGCUAACAAGAAGAGAUGAGAGGCUGGUAUUUUAUAAAUCUUUAGCAGAUAUGUUAGAAAUGAAAGGAUUCAGUGGUCAGGAUUGUGUGUUGAGAGCAAUCUGCGAAAAUGCACAAUAUCCACUAGAAGAGGAGGGCUUAGUGGGAGAGAUUAUACAUAUUUUGUUGACGCCAGACUAUGGGCAUUCAGCAUUUGAGAAGCAAGAUUCUGACUGGUCGGAUGUUAUGUCAAUGUAUGAGGAUGCGGCGACUGCGGGCAAGCAGAUGUUCAACUGUGGCUACAUAUACAAUGGUUGUCCGGAAGAACAGAGCCUAUUGGAUUUGAUUAGUGUAUUGAGAGAUGAGUAG
Molecule: messenger RNA, 402 nt
Organism: Danaus chrysippus (African queen)
Lineage: Eukaryota; Metazoa; Arthropoda; Insecta; Lepidoptera; Nymphalidae
Source: the annotation of a GenBank genome assembly